AGGCGGGCAGUGCUGGCUCAGACCUAGUCCGUCUGUUGCAGCGACACCACCACCAUCACCACUAUCACCACCACCACCACCACCACCACCACUCGCCACAACAGGUGUCCUCCCCCGCACACACUUCGCACACGCACAGGAUAAGUGAACACGCACCAAGGAUCUGCGUGAGUGAGAACUGUGAAUCUUGUAGUGAGUGGUGACAGUGACUUCGUGAGUGUGUGUGUGGGGUUCGCGUUCCGAGUGGGCGAAGGGAGGAAGGAAUGAAGUGAAGGAAGUGGAGAAAGAAAGACAGACAAUUAGAACUAUGCGAUAAGAACUUUCUCCUCCUUCCCCAAAUCACCAAAAGCCCGGAUAAUGAGUACGAAGGGAGGCCGCGAGGUGACCAAGAUUAAGUACCACUAAUAGGGAGAAAAAUCAAAGGAAAAAGAAGAAAAACACUCACGGACUUAGUGAAAGGAAAUAAAAAAAAGUAAUUCUUGCGUCUCCUCACGAAAAAAAAAGUAAGAAAAGUGACACGGGAAAAGGAGAAAAAGUACACAUUGAAAUUAACUAAAUGUAUACGAAUGGAUAUGAAUGAGGAGAAGUUGGUGAAUGUUCAUACUUUUUUUCAGACAGAGUGAUCGCGUUAAGUUGUGCUGAUCCCGUUGACGCGUUGCUCUGUCUUCACCUCUGUCCCCCGCGACGUGCUACACUGCAUCGCCAUUACCAGACGAGGACGAAGGAGACGCGUGGUUAAGGUGUGGUAAGAGUGAAGAGUGAACCUGCGAUCCUUUAGACUGGACAAACACACGCAAGGACACACACAAUGGAGACUCAACGCUGGACUCGGCCUCUGCGCUCCCCUGGCCUAAAUGAUCUCUUGGAAUAGAAGGCAGCAGAAUAACAGCAGUACCAGCAGCAGGGGAGGUGUCGCAUCAGCCGGCCGACGCUCCCAUUUGUCUCAAUCUCCAGAGGGACGUGAAGAAAAGCGACUGCUGCUCCUCUUGACCUUCUAUUCAUCCCGUCGAGGAGAGCAACAAAAAACGGGGCGUCAAGGAGUGGCCGAAGAAAAAUGGGAAGAAAAGGCAGGGAAGUCACAGUAUCUUUGUAAGGAUCAAUCUUGCCUGACGGAGUGAUUCAUGAGGUGCUACUGACACGUUUCCUACACCACCUGACGGAGGGCCACGCCGGGCAGAGCAAUGUGUUGGCAGUGCGGUGACCUCUAGCGGCAGCCAAGAGCCAAGAACCUCCAGGUGAUGUCCCAGGUGUCACAGACCAGACCAGUGACCCACGCACCCACGCCUCCUCUCGGCAGCCGCGCCACCACGCCCCCAGGGAUGGAUCAGGCUGAGGAUGUCUACGCGGACAGCUUGUGGGAGGCUAGUCCAUCCCCCGUCCUGCGAGACUCCCUCCUGCAGCCGUACGUGAAGCAGGUGGUUCUGUCCGGCGCGGAGUACGUGGACCACACUCUAGAGGCGGAGAUGGAGCACGGGAUUCUCUGGUCCAACUCCAGCGAGGUGAACGGCAGCGCCACCUCCCCCAUGCACAUCCCCGAGAGCUUGACGGAUAUCAACAUGACGCAGCUGAUCGCCUACUCGCUGCUCUUCCCCAUCGCCGCCGUCGGGAACCUGCUGGUGUUCGUGGCGCUGUUCAGGAACCGCCACCGUAAGUCCCGCGUCAAUAUGAUGAUCCUGCACCUCUCCCUGGCGGACAUGAUCGUCACCUUCGUCUUCUUGCCCACGGAGAUCACCUGGCACGUCACCAUAGAGUGGGUCUUCGGGAACUUCGGCUGCAAGGUGUACAAAUUCCUCUCAGCGUUCGGCUUCUACAUGUCCUCAAUGGUGCUCGUGUGUAUCAGUCUGGACCGCUACUUCGCUGUGCUGCACCCGCUCAAGGUGAACGACGCCCAACGCAGAGGGAAGAUAAUGCUGUUCUUCGCCUGGCUCAUCUCCGCAGUCAUCUCCCUCCCGCAGAGUGUCAUAUUCAACGUGCAGCCUCACCCAAACUACCCAGAUUUCUACCAGUGUGUCACGUUCGGGUUUUUCGAGAACAACAACGGCGGGGAGAUGAUGUACACUGUGUUCUGCAUCUCCUUCCUCUACUUCAUCCCGCUGUCCAUCAUCAUCAUCGCCUACACGAGAAUCAUCAUUGAAAUCAGCAAGAAAAGCAGAGAUACACAACACGACCACAGGCAGGGCGGGAGGUACCACGGGCGCCUACAACUACGGCGGAGCAACAUGUCCAAUAUAGAGAGGGCGAGGACGCGAACUUUACGAAUGACCUUCAUCAUCGUCAUGGCCUUCGUCUGGUGCUGGACGCCCUACGCCCUUGGCACGCUGUGGAACUUCAUUGACCCCAAAACGUUCUACGACAUGAACAAACACGUGCAGGACAUCCUCUUCAUCAUCGCCGUCAGUAACUCCGUCGUGAACCCGAUCAUUUAUGGCCGCUACUCCAUAAGCUGCUGCCGGGGACUGUGCGACCAAGCGGGGGAUUUCUGCUGCCUCUGUUGCUGCUGCUGCGGGCGACGAAGAGGAGGGCGGCAUCGUCUGGAAUCCCUAGUGCCUCCCCCAACGCCUCACUCGUGUAAAAGCAACGGGAAUUGUCAAGGAUCAGCAGCAAACACCCGAAGCACUGUAUACAACUCAACGAGGGAUAGAAGAACAAUGGGAGUCAUGUUGCAGCAACAACAAGAACAACAACAACAGACGGCCACCAGCAUACGCAACGAAUCUAAUGCAAUGUUGCCAAGUCGAGAGGAAUCCCAGCUCUCACCACUACUAAGACGUGGCAGAGCUGGAACGGUGACACGUCUCUGGAAACCCUAGUCACGUGUGUGUGUGUGUGUGUGUGUGUGUGUGUGUGUGUGUGUGUGUGUGUGUGUGUGUGUGUGUGUGUGUGUGUGUUGGAGAGGGAACAACGAGGGAGCUUUGUAUUUCUUAACCAACUAUCUCUUGCUCAAAAGAUAUACACAACUAGUAUACUGUAAUCACACGCGGUAAGAUAAAGUAAGUCAGUAAGAUAGAUCACAUAAAUAAAAUAGCAUAAAUAAUGUAUAACGUGUCUAGAAAGAUAUUUUUUGGAAGGCUUUUUAUUUCUCUAUUUGUAUAUGAUUGUAUAUGAAUACCUAUAUAUAUAUAUAUGUGUGUGUGUGUGUGUGUGUGUGUGUGUGUGUGUGUGUGUGUGUGUGUGUGUGUGUGUGUGUGUGUGUGUGUGUGUGUGUGUGUGUGUGUGUGUAAUCAUGUAAGUGGAGUAUUUUUGUAAACCUCUGGAUGUACAAGGUGCAUGUGUGGCCACCAUCACCUCUAUAUAUCACCAAAAAUAAAAACUCAACAACGUCA
Portunus trituberculatus (swimming crab) is the source of this 3323-nucleotide messenger RNA. Its product is annotated as gonadotropin-releasing hormone II receptor-like. The record is from RefSeq and is a predicted model, not a curated record. Gene Ontology annotation, molecular function: G protein-coupled receptor activity; peptide binding. The transcript is spliced from 7 exons. Gene Ontology annotation, biological process: G protein-coupled receptor signaling pathway. The coding region runs from base 1239 to 2810 and encodes 523 amino acids. Gene Ontology annotation, cellular component: membrane. Lineage: Eukaryota; Metazoa; Arthropoda; Malacostraca; Decapoda; Portunidae.